Messenger RNA from Ipomoea triloba (trilobed morning glory), 4318 nucleotides. RefSeq names its product putative late blight resistance protein homolog R1A-4. Gene Ontology annotation, biological process: defense response to other organism. Gene Ontology annotation, molecular function: ADP binding. The record is from RefSeq and is a predicted model, not a curated record. The transcript is spliced from 5 exons. The coding region runs from base 1671 to 4013 and encodes 780 amino acids. Lineage: Eukaryota; Viridiplantae; Streptophyta; Magnoliopsida; Solanales; Convolvulaceae.
UUUAAGAUGGAAAGAUGUGGAUCUUAUUGGUACAUUGUCUAAGCUAGAGGAACUCAAAUUGAGAGCUUGGUCAGUUCAUGGCCGAAGAUGGGAACCUAGAGACGGAGGGUUUCAUGGAUUAAAGUUCUUGGCCAUGACUAGUUGUGAUCUACAAUGCUGGGAAGUCACUAGUGGUCAUUUUCCUGUCCUCGAGUAUCUAGCCUUCAUGUACAUGGGUUACAACGGUGUAAAAGAGAAUUAAGAGAUUCCUAGUGAUUUUGCAGAUAUAGCUACUCUCAAGUCAAUCAAUUUAUUUGAAUGUUCAAACCAGUUUAUGUCUUCUGCCAAGCGUAUUCAAGAAGAGCAGCGAGAGUACGGAAACGACGCAUUAGUUGUUGAUAUUGUAAGCCAGGGCGAUGCCAAUAGGAGGUAUUUAAGAAGAAUUGAAUGAAAAUGAGCUGCCUUUAUACUUUCAUAACAGCACAAAUCAGAAGUUAGAGGGCUCAUCAAAGGCUUUUACAAUAUGGUUCAUACUCAGCUUGGGGUUGAUAUUAAAACCAUACGCACUGACAAUGGCGUGGAGUUCAAUAUGAUAGAAUUUUUCACCGAGAAGGGGAUCAUACAUAAAAAAUCAUGGUUAUCAUGCGUUAAUACCCCACAGCAGAGCGCUGUUGUUGAAAGGAAACACCAACAUGUAUUAAACGUUUCUUAUAAAUAGAACUUCAACUUUCUCUUCUCUCUGCUAAACCAAAUUAAAGCAAUAAUCCAUCUUAAUUAGCUCUUCAAUUUCAUCUACAACAUUACCAGCUAUGGCUUUUGGGGCUGUAACCAUUUUAAUGGACACACUCCAUCAACACUUCCUCCAACCCACGCCCCUUUUCCCUCUUCGCAACAAAACAAAGGUCUCUUCUCUUUACAGCAACCUUUCUUCUUUGCAAACCUCUCUUGAACAAGGUUUUGAUUUCAAGCUGGGCGAGUACGAUGAACCAAUCAAAGGUUUGGAAGCACAACUCAGAGAUGUCUCUGUUGAACUAAGGUUCCAAAUAGAACAGGAAUUGAGAUUGUUUUACCUGGGGAAAUCCAUGAAGCUUAGGCUUCACUCUGCUCAAAAGCUUCUUCCCAUUUUGAAUGGAGCAACUAAAGGCGGCAUAGAAACUAUGGAUUUCAAUUGUGUGAUGGAGACCCUAGGGAAGCACUUCACGCUGCCGGUAUCAGGCAUGCCGCCUCAUAUAUACAAAAGGAUCAAAUCUUUUUGCAGGCAGCAUCAACUCUUUCUCUAUGGAAAAAAAGAUUACCAUUAUGAAAAAGAGAGCAAGAAUGAACAACAGAUUGAUGAUGAAAAAGAGAGCAAGAAUGAACAACAGAUUGAUGAUGAAAAAGAGAGCAAGCAUGGACAACAGAUUGAUGAUGAUGAUGACGAUGACGAUGACGAGGAAUGCCGGUUCCUGGUGAACAUUGUAAUAUGAUACUUCAUAGGGCCCGUAUGGCGCGUGUCGUCUCAAAUAAAGAAAAAGGUGAAAUCUUGUUUCAGACGGGAAAGGAAAAGCGAUGAUGAUGAGCAAGAGAGCAAGAAUGAACAACAGAUUGAUGAUGAACAAGAGAGCAAGAUUGAACAACAGAUUGAUGAUGAACAAGACAGCAAGAAUGAACAACAGAUUGAUGAUGAGCAAGAGGCAGAGAGAAGGAGGUAUAUGUGGUGGAAUGAACAACAGAUUGAUGAUGAGCAAGAGGCAGAGAGAAGGAGGUAUAUGUUGUAUGAAGCAGAAAGUGUAAUCAGACAAGAACUGAGAGCCUCUUAUCUCAAUAAAUACAUGAAACAACGGAUUCAGGCUACACAAAGGAUUCGUCAACUCUUCAUUCAAGGAAUUAGGCUCACAUCUUACAUCAAGAAAGAGAUGUUGAAGGUUAAGAAUGCAUACCACCAAUCCAACAACUCACAAAACAACAACAACAACAAUCCUGCUUCUCUUAGAGGGCUGGAACUCGAUAACAUUACGGUUGGUGAUUCAAAGUCUAUAAUCAAAAUGGUGGGCUGCAAUGAUGUGUUCAACACCAUAAUGGACAACCUCAACCAGCAAUCCUCAAAACGAGAAAUUGUCUCAAUUGUGGGAAUGGGUGGUAUCGGUAAAACCACCUUAGCUAGAAAGAUUUAUGAAGAUGCUUCAUUCAUUUCUUGCUUUGAUUGUCGAGCUUGGGUUACUAUCUCACAGGACUAUAAUCCAACACAAGUGUUCCAAUGCCUGCUUCGUUCUCUUGCCCCUGCAGGGGCUAGUGACAACAAUGGAGCUUACAACUACGAAUUGGCUGGGCAAGUAUACAGGCUUCUAAAACAUCGAAGGUAUUUGAUCGUAGUAGAUGAUAUUUGGAGUACAGAUGUCUGGGAUGAUUUAAUGAGAUGUUUUCAGGAUGACAAUAUUGGAAGUCGAAUAUUGUUGACCACUCGGCAAAAAAAUGUGGCCGAGUAUGCUGAUUCAGGUAAUCAUUUUUGCCAUACCUUACCUUUUUUGGAUUCAAAUGAAAGUUGGGAUCUUUUUCAGAGCAAGGUGUGUAAGAGAUCAAUAACUCUACUGUCCCCUGAAUUUGAAAAAAUUGGUAGAGAGAUAGUACACAAGUGCAAAGGAUUACCUCUUGCAAUUAUUGUGGCUGCUGGACUCCUCUCAAACCCCAACCAAACCUUUAUUCAUGAACUGGAGCAUAUUGCAAAAUGUGUCCCUGCUUUGAGUUUAGAUCAUUCUAAUCAGCAGGGUGAGAACAUCAUUGAUUUGAGUUACACCUUCUUGCCUCAUCAUCUUAAACUUUGUUUUUUGUCAUUUGGGUGUUUUCCAGAAGACGAUGAGAUUUAUGAAAGUAAGAUCGUUGAUUUUUGGGUUUCAGAGAGAUUUCUAAAGGUUUUGAGGUCUGAGAGCUUGGAAGAUGUGGCAAGGAAAAAUUUACAAAAUCUUGUGGAUAGAAAUCUUGUUCUAUUUUGUCGAGAUAGAAAUAAUAUAGACUCCUAUCAAAUGCAUGAUGUCUUGCGUGAAUUGGCUUUGAGAGAAGCCCAAAAAGAAAAUCUUUUAUGUUCCAAGAAGGGUUAUGAUAUUAGUUUGAGGUGGAAGAGAAAUCAAUCAAUAAACUCUUCCCAUAUAUCUCAACCAUGGACUAUCCAAUCAAGAAUUUGCACUUACAACAGUAUAACUCCUACUACCAACACUUCUUCACUGAUUGAUACAUUGUUCAGGACUUCAAGACGGGCAGAGGUGCAUGCACAUUUUAAGUUUUUAAGGGCAUUGGAAGUAGUCAGUCAGGAGAUAAAUGUCCAUAAUAUUUUUCUGGAGAUUGUGGGUCUAGUGCAUCUGAGAUUGUUAAGUAUUCGUUCUGGGUUGAAUAUUCAUUAUCUACCUUUGUUCAUGUUGCGGAAUCUACAGAAGCUACAAGUUGAUGAGUAUUCAUCAUGUGAACCCCUUGAUCUUUGGGGAUUACCUCAACUGAAGAAUAUCACUAUUUGGGGCAUUACACUAGUUUCUCCAAGAUCGGUUCAUCAUAAGUUGGAGAGCAUUAAUAGUUUGGAUUAUAGGAGUUGUACAAAGGAGUUGUUCCUAAGGAUCCCAAAUCUAAGGACAUUGAAAGUUAUUACUAAUCAUAGAAUAAAAUGCAAAGCUCCCAGUUGGUUUGAUAGUCUUGUCUAUUUAUAUAAAGUGGAAACACUAGAGGUUGAUGCCGCACUUCGAGAGUGUAGAACUAUUUAUUCUAUGGGGAUGAUAAACCUAGAGAAUUUUUGGCCAAAUCUUAAGGAUUUAGAUUUGUUUUUUACAAAUUUAAAAUGGAAGGAUAUGGAUGUUGUUGGUAAGUUGUCUAAGCUUGAGAAACUCAGAUUGUAUGGUGUUAAGGAUCAGAAAUGGAAACCCAAAGAUGGAGGAUUUCGUCGAUUAAGCUUCUUGAAGAUAUCUUCAGGUCCUCUACAAUAUUGGGAAGCCACUAGUAAUCAUUUUCCAGUCCUUGAAAAUCUAGACCUUAGUUGCACAAAAUUGAAAGAAAUUCCUAGUGAUUUUGCAUAAAUAACUACUCUCAAAUCAAUCAAUUUAAGUGAUUGUUUAGAGUCACUUAUAUCAUCUGCUACGCGUAUUCAAAAAGAGCAACAAGAGUAUGGGAAUGACGCAUUUGUUGUUAAUAUUUGCUGGUGGCCGUAGCUAUGCCAAAAUUUCACAUUAGCUACACUUUACAUUAUGCUUCCAUGAAGUCAAUUCUAAAGGGAUCUACCUCUAAUUACCACACACAACAGCCACUGCCAUAAUUGAAUUGAAUUGAAGGUGUUUUUGUAUUAUUAUUAUUAUUAUUAUUAUUAUUAUUAUUAUUAUUAUUA